Camelina sativa (false flax) is the source of this 1273-nucleotide messenger RNA. RefSeq lists its product as uncharacterized. The record is from RefSeq and is a predicted model, not a curated record. Lineage: Eukaryota; Viridiplantae; Streptophyta; Magnoliopsida; Brassicales; Brassicaceae.
UUGUUGUGUUGUGUGUGAACAAAGAAGAAGAAGACUCAAACUUCUCUCAACUCUUAAGAAAAAAUUUGUUGUUGUGAUCUUUUCCGAACGAAGUAUAGAAAUUAUCAAAACAGCCAUGGCAAGGUUUGAUCUUUCGUCGAAAUCGUUCAAUACUAGCACCCAUUUGAAUUUUCCCAGAGCUUUCGAAGAUCAUCCAGAUUCCGGCGUCUGUUCGCCUCCUCUGUGGAGAACAACGACAAGUCCACCACCCAACCACCGGCACGACGACGAUUACGAGAGCCUCUCGCCACCAGCUGUUUCCAAGGCUCAAGUCAUCGCUCGUGGUCAACGUGAGCUUAUGGAUAUGGUUAGUAAGAUGCCCGAGUCGUGUUACGAGCUUUCGUUGAAGGAUCUCGUUGACGUUGUUAACACGGAGACGGAGGAGGAAGAAGACAAGGACGGGAAGGUUGUUUUCGAUGAAUUGCCUCAGAGAAUACAAAAAAGGCCGAGUAAAGUCGUGAGGAAGACCAAGAGUGAUAGAUGGGUCGAUCCGAUUCGAAACGGGGAUGUAAAUAACAGUAGGUUUCUUCUGAAAUUGGUGUUCCCUGUUAGCUUGAGUGCUAAGAAAAAGACGAAGAAGAAAGAUGAUGAUGAUGAUGAUGAUGAUGAUGAUGAUGAUGAUGAUUCUUCUGUCACAAGCAAAGGCUCUAGGUUUUCUCCAAGACCAGAGGAUAAAGAUUGGUGGAAGAAUGGAUUGUCUGAAUCGCGUAGGAGUACUCAAACUGGUCUUGUCUCAAGGAUCAACAGUGGGAGCUCAAAGAGCAGUGGUACUGGUAGUAGCAGUAGAAGCAAUAGCGAUCGUAGUCGAAACAGUCUAAGAGAUGAAAACAGAGGAUGUUUAUCUUGCCUCUGGAAUGUACAUCUACGAGAUUUGUAAUGAAAAGUUCUGUACUGGCUAUACACUUGUUUUGGCUAACCAGUUCAUAUUAACUCAAGCCACAUUAAGUGGAGUCUACAAAUCCGUGGACGAAUGAAUCCGGGAAUGAUGAAGAUGAAGCCAGAGGAGGACAUGAACAUCUUCUUCAAUGUACCACACAAAGAUUCUAUCCUUUUCUUCUACUUGUAGUUAUCCUCUUUUUUUUUUUUUUUUGUUUGUUUGUAAGUCUAUGAAUGUAUCUAUAGAGUUUUUGAUAAAAUGUUAUAUAGAUAGAUACUUGAGCUAUUGCUAACAUAAACCAUUAAAAGUGUACCAAUGCUCUCGUCACUAAAUAUAUCAAAAUUUGAUGUUUUUGAA